AUGGACUUUACAAUUGGUUCAAAAGCUGGUAAGAAUUUAAAAUAUUUCAUAAAGAAAAUCAAUUUAGCUGGAAGAGUCGUGAUAGAAUUAUUUUCUGACAUCACUCCAAAGACAAGUGAAAAUUUUAGAGCUCUCUGUACAGGUAAUAGAUUCAAUUAGUUCAAAUUAUUCGGAGGCUAAAAUGUGCAUAUAGGUGAAUAUGGAAUAGGGAAGCAUACUAAGAAAAAGCUGCAUUAUCUAGGAUGCAAGGUGCACAGGAUAGUGGAGGAUUUUGUUAUUUAAGCUGGAGAUAUAGUAUCUAAUGAUGGAUCUGGAGGAGAGAGCAUUUAUGGUAGAUAAUUUAAUGAUGAGAAUUUCACCAGAAGACAUGCUCAUGCUGGACUAGUUUCGAUGGCUAAUCACGGAAGAAACACAAAUAGCUCAUAGUUUUUCAUUACUUUGAAACCCUGUCCACAUCUAGACGGAAAGCAUGUAGUAUUUGGCUAAGUAAUUGAGGGUAUGGAUGUAGUUAGAGCAAUCGCUAAAGUACCCACUGAUAUGUAUGAGAAACCUCGUAUCCCAGUUCAUAUGUUUGACUGUGGUUAGAUUGGUGGAUCUAUUUAGGAUAAGAUGCUGAGAGAUGAGUUUGCUGAACCAAAUGCAGUAGAUGAGUACGAAAAGGCAAGAGAUGAUAAAUAAAAGUCAAAAGCCAAGGAAUAGUAAAGCAAGUAAUAGUAGCAGAAUGAUAUUAAAGAGUCAGAAUCAAAACCUGAAGGCGAGGAUGAUGAGGAUGAAGAGGAGAAAAAAGAAAUAGAAGAACUAAAGAAAUAAUCUGGAAACGAUAAAUUUGCUCAUAAAAAGAUGGAACUAAUGAUGAAAAUGAAUGAGGCUAGGAAACUUAAUAACAAAGCUGUAGUUGAAGAGUAAGAGAGAUUGCAGGAGGGUUAUCUUUAUGAGAAAAGAAGAAAUAAGGAGGAAUUCUUUAAGGAUAAGAGGCAACUUUAGUAGGAAUUAGAUAAUCAGGGUUUAGCUAAGGAUAAGUAGUAUGCAUUUGAUACUGCUGCAUAAGCAGAAAAAGGAAAAAAGAGAAAAGGUAAAAACUUGACUUUCGGUUGGGAUGUGUUUAAUGAAGAUACACUCUAUAGAGCAUACUUCAAGAGAGUAAAGAACUUGCCAAACGAUAAAACGGAUUUGACUGAGGAAGAGAGAGCUGCUCUAUUGGCUUAGGAUGUUGAAAAGUAAAUAGAGAAAAGAGGGUAAUUCCAAAGAACCAGAAUGUUUGUCGAGGAUAAGGAUAUUGAUUAUAUCAACGAAAGGAAUAGAGUCUUUAAUGAGAAAUUAGAGCGUAACUUCGGCAAGCACGCAGCUGAGAUCAAAGCAAAUAUUGAAAAUGGAAAUGCUAUAUGA
Messenger RNA from Stylonychia lemnae, 1386 nucleotides. Lineage: Eukaryota; Ciliophora; Spirotrichea; Sporadotrichida; Oxytrichidae. The record is from the annotation of a GenBank genome assembly.